Molecule: messenger RNA, 1167 nt
Organism: Nannizzia gypsea CBS 118893
Lineage: Eukaryota; Fungi; Ascomycota; Eurotiomycetes; Onygenales; Arthrodermataceae
Exons: 2
Coding region: 1-1167 (388 amino acids)
Source: RefSeq, a predicted model, not a curated record
AUGCUCUCCUACGAUAACAUCAAGGCGUUAGCCAUCUUCUUUGCGCCGAUCAUAAUACCCAAGGCCAUCGCUCUCUUCCGAUCAGUCCGCUCGCAUUUCACCAACCGUCCGCCUCUCCAGCCUCUCCCUACACUCGCCUCUCGCGCGCUCAAUAUCCUCUUCUUCUCAACCGCUCUCUUUCUCGCCUUCAGUCUCACGCCGGGCAGCAAUAUACUCUCCAGCACCAGCUCUGGCACAAAUGAUAUCUUCAAACUCACGGAUUCGCGCUUCAACACGCCGACAGAGCUGCUCUUCACCCGCCUGAGGCGCCUUGGUGGACGCUUCGAGGUGGAAAGCGAACAUGACUCUACGCUCAAGAAGCUGUUUGUCUCUCCCACAGCGAGAGGAGUGUAUCUGCAACUUGGAUCGGAGCCGUUGAUAGCCUGUCCGUUCUGCUCGUUGGAUAGCUCGAUUACGUACCUUCUUUACUAUCUGCCUUUCAACACGCUUGUGCCGCAUCUGUUCCACUUCCUUGUCAUCGGCAUAGCGACUUCCAGCUCAAUAGUCGGGACCAAGAUAGCUACAUGGAGGAAGAAGUUCCUUUUGGGCUCCGUGGUGCUUUUGGUUAUUGAACUAUGUGUUAUCCUACGAGCAACUUCUCCGCUUUUCUCCCUCUCGAAGAGCUCGGCCAGCGGCCAGCGUAAUAAGUGGACGGAAAUAUACGCUCAGCACCCAGAUGCCCCGGCGAGUCUACAUGUCCAGUUAAGCACGCUACGGCCUCUGGCAUUUACCAUAUUUGACGCCAUUUGCGCUGCCCUUAUUUACCUAUCAGCUACCAAUAGGCUGUUUUAUACCCUUCCCACGCCCACGGAGCAGCUUCUAUCUGCAUCUACUGCGACCAUGCUAGCUGCCAUGUCGAAGCUACAGACUCUGAGUGUGACGAGAAGCGUAAUUGCACGAGACCCAGAGCUGAGUGCGAAGUAUGAUGCAUACCAUUGCGCGGCGAACAAAGAUGAUGAUGACUGGGUUUGGCAGCAGGAGGAUGUUGUCAACGCUGUUGCGAAGGUGAUGAAUGAUAGAGCCUUGCAGGCUUGCAGCCGCAAGAGCGGAAACGGAAACGAAGUGAUAGAUACGAAUGAGUACGUGGACAAGCUCACUGAUGGAUUGGAGUACCCCGUCAGCAGUUGA